Molecule: messenger RNA, 2276 nt
Organism: Drosophila biarmipes
Lineage: Eukaryota; Metazoa; Arthropoda; Insecta; Diptera; Drosophilidae
Gene: NTPase
Product: ectonucleoside triphosphate diphosphohydrolase 5
Exons: 3
Coding region: 205-1779 (524 amino acids)
Biological process (GO): nucleoside diphosphate catabolic process
Cellular component (GO): membrane
Molecular function (GO): UDP phosphatase activity; GDP phosphatase activity
Source: RefSeq, a predicted model, not a curated record
UGUUUAGUUUAUUCUGAGACGCCAUUCGCAUUCCGCGCGUUGGCACUGUUGUUCCGCUAAAUAAAAGUUCGUUUUUUCGGCGCCCAAGGUGCGCCCUUUUGAUUAGAUCGGCAUUAGUGCGUUCCGCUCGGCGAUCGCAGAAAUUGCCGCAGAUAAACCACGUAUUUACAUAAUUAAGAACAAAGUAGCGACAGCAGCAACAACAUGACGAACACCGAAGUGCGAAAGAGAAAACUGGCCACGGACGAGAAGCCGCCGCGGCGGAAAAGCAGCGGUUCACCCAGUGCCAGCAGCGGUGCGAGUCGCGGUACCAGCGGCCUCAAGAUCUCCUUCCUGUGCCUGGUCAUCUCCGUCAUCCUGCUGCUCUUCGUCUUCGGUGUGUAUCAUUUGUACUAUGUCAGAGAACCAAUUCCCAAAGUUGUGCUAACCAAACCCUCUGAUUUCCCCACUGUCACUGCUCGCUACUCUCAUGUGGAACCCCAUUUCGCGCCUCCCGUUGUUGUCACUAAAAAACCACACACCAAAAAACCCAACGCCGACGAUGAUGUUGCUGCAGGCUUCGUCUCAGAGAAUGCCAGCCCCUAUUUGGCCCGCCUGGCCUCCCAGUUUGGCUACAGCAAGGUGCAGUAUGCGGCCAUCAUCGAUGCAGGAUCCACGGGCAGCCGUGUGCUGGCCUACAAGUUCAACCGCAGCUUCAUCGACAACAAACUGGUGCUGUACGAGGAGCUGUUCAAGGAGCGCAAGCCCGGCCUGAGCUCCUUUGCGGACAACCCCGCCGAGGGUGCCCACUCCAUCAAACUGCUGCUGGAUGAGGCGCGUGCCUUCAUACCCAAGGAGCACUGGUCGUCCACGCCGCUGGUGCUGAAGGCCACAGCUGGCCUGAGGCUACUGCCGGCCAGCAAGGCGGAGAAUAUCCUGAAUGCCGUCCGAGAUCUGUUUGCCAAGUCCGAGUUCAGUGUGGAUAUGGAUGCCGUGGAAAUCAUGGACGGCACGGACGAGGGCAUCUUCAGUUGGUUCACCGUCAACUUCCUGCUGGGCCGCCUGUCCAAGACGAAUCAGGCAGCGGCUCUGGAUUUGGGUGGCGGCAGCACGCAGGUCACCUUCUCGCCAACCGACCCCGAGCAGGUGCCCGUGUACGAUAAGUACAUGCACGAGGUGGUCACCUCCAGCAAGAAGAUCAAUGUGUUCACGCACAGCUAUCUGGGUCUGGGCUUGAUGGCCGCCCGGCAUGCCGUCUUCACGCAUGGCUACAAGAAGGAGGAUUCGGUGCUAGAGAGCGUCUGCGUGAACCCCAUCAUCGCCAAUCGUACUUGGACCUAUGGAAAUGUGCAAUACAAGGUCAGCGGCAAGGAGAACGGCAAGUCCAGUGCCGAGCAGCCCAUCGUGGACUUUGAUGCCUGCCUGGAGCUGGUCAAGAGCAAGGUGAUGCCGCUGGUCAAGCCCAAGCCGUUUACCCUGAAGCAGCAUGCGGUGGCUGCGUUUAGCUACUACUUCGAGCGUGCCAUCGAAUCGGGUCUGGUGGAUCCGCUGGCCGGCGGCGAGACCACCGUGGAGGCCUACCGCAAGAAGGCCCAGGAGAUCUGCGCCAUCCCCAACGAUGAGCAGCCCUUCAUGUGCUUCGACCUCACCUUCAUCUCCACGCUGCUGCGCGAAGGAUUUGGCCUGAACGAUGGCAAGAAAAUUAAGCUUUACAAGAAGAUAGAUGGCCACGAAAUCUCCUGGGCCCUGGGCUGUGCAUACAACGUUCUGACUAGCGACGAAAAAUUCAGUAAUUCCUAAUGCUCCUCCAUUAGUCCGUAGUUGAUAAACAUAACAAAAACAGAAGAAAAACAUUUUAAAAGGAUUGUUAGCUGAACUUGUUUAUAGAGUGCCUUAGACGUGCAUCGAGUAUACUACAAUCACCAGACACCAGCCCCGAAACACUCAAACAUUGCCUAUUGUGGUCGAAUCAUUUCGUUUUUUGUGCUCUGUAAAAUUCAUUUCAAUUGUCUCCAAUUGAAGCCACCCCACAACAACACGGUGUCUACACUUAGCGCUUAGUUUGUAAUUCCAGUUCUGUGUGAUUCGCCACUUUCGUAAUGCAACUCGUUUUGCCAAGUUCGUAACUAUUUAGUCCUUACACUGGUAUCCUCAUGUACAUAAACUUACACAUUGAUAUGUAUUUACCUAAUAUGUAUAGACUAGACUAUUAGCGCAAACACUUCAAUUUGUUUUUCACACACGCAAAUGUUAGUUUAAUUAUUUUUGCAAAUAAAUCAAAUGUUAACUGAUCUUAA